Molecule: messenger RNA, 3590 nt
Organism: Symbiodinium necroappetens
Lineage: Eukaryota; Dinophyceae; Suessiales; Symbiodiniaceae
Source: the annotation of a GenBank genome assembly
GUCACACGAUGGGAUAUCUCCACGUGACGCUUGCUUGGAUGCGGCAAUGGAGUUGGGAGACGCGGGCCCGGAUCGUCAUGGAGAAGACCCACUUCUGGCCCCGCUUGGUGGAGCCACUGCCCUGGUUGCAGCCACCUGCUGGUGCAGAGCCGCCGGCCAAAGCGUGGCAGCAUUGCUGGCUGGACUUCCUCGUCGCCCACCAGGAUUGGCGAGGCCUUGCGGCUUGGGUCCGAUCGCUUCCCUUUUCACCUCAGACGGACUGUGUGGAUGCCUUUGGCAAGAGCUGCGUGGACCUGGAGAAGCUCGAGCAUCGCGGUCUCCGUUUCUGCACCUCCUAUUCGCGAGAGGUUCUUCUGCAGCAGCUGGGCCGCCGAGGAAUCUUUUGCAGCGGGGAUACACAGGACUUCCAUGCGCUUCUGUGCCGUCUGACGCUUUGUGGCAAACUUUUCGGCGACGGAAUGAGCCUAGAGCCACCAAAGGGACGUGAAGUGACGCUGGCAUCUAAGCUGCCUAGCUCUGACAGCGAUGAGGGAUCAUUGCCACUGGACCAUUUGCUGCCGGUGGGAACAGUGAGUCCUUUCCACUGCUUCUUCAUCAACUAUUGCAUUGACAACGACCUGCCCGCGCUUCUGUUGCUGUACCUCCAGCGCUACAAUUUGGCCACGACCAUGAGCACCCUCAAGGAGCUCCACAUUCAACAAUCGCAGCGGUCGUGGGCUCCACUACUCCUCGUCGGACGCCUUGGCAAUCCCCAUCUCUUCGCUGCAUCUUUGCACCAUGCCGCUUCCGUUUAUCCAUCUUCAGAUACUUCGCUUACCAGAUUUGUGAAGGAAGAUGCCGAGGGAGUGCCAUUUAUGCCACUGGGGGCCUUGGCAGACUCCAGGCCAAUCGCAUUCCUGGCAACCUUGAUGUUUGCGCCAGUUGCGUGUGCCCUCGAGCUCCUCAAGCUGGACAAGGACUGCCCAUGGGCGGUUAGCAAGCAAACACUUCGAAAGGCCGUAGCGGCAUAUCCUGCUCUGAGCGAAGCAUUUCUGUCGAAUCGCAUCGAGGAUGAGACAAAGGAGACUCCCGCAGGAAGCGACAAGUAUGGCAGAAGCCUCGUGGAGGCAGUGGCCGAGGCUUGCUCUUGCCAAGGCAAGACGGAGAAUCGGAUGAUGCCCCAGGAAGUCUUGCCUCAGCUUGAGAUGCAAGGAGCUGCAGGCACCGGUGGCGAGAGGCACAUGACGGUCGAGGAAAUGGCAACCUUCAAGGGAGAUGUCGCGCUGUCAACGCUUCUGAGCGAUGUCGCGUCUUUUGACGUUGUCCAAGUCCUGGAUCGACUCUGCAUCUUUGAAGAAUGCGAGGUGCUGAACCUGGCACAACUGGCGGACACGGACGAGCACUUUCCCGAUGAGCUGGAGGAAAGUUACUUUCUGUCCCAAGGAAGAGCCAUGAUGGCAUAUCAUGUCUUGAUGACGAACUGCAAGCGGCAGUUGAAGGCCGGGGAGGAACUCCGAUUUCCACUCGCUUUGGCUGCAGAGGAUGCCCGUCGUCUGCGGAAAGCAGCAAAGUCUGUCGCAUUGCACAAUCUGCUGAAUGAGGGGGUCGUCUCCAGUGCCGUUUGCCUUUUGGAGCUCUGCGGUUUGGAGACAGAGAAGUUGCGAGUGGAUGUGGAAGCAGCGAAGCGAAUCUAUUCCCACACCGUGCAUCAAAGUCGAAGCGCGGGUGAAGACCGUCAGCGAGCUGCAGCUGCUAGCGUGAUUCAGUUGUUCAUGUCCUUCCCUGACACAGAAGAUGCAUCGGCGAGUGCUGCCGCCGAGGCGGCAAUCAGCUCUCCCCACUUGUUGAAUGCUCUGCGCAUGCUGGAAGAAUCCACCUGGGCCUUGGAUCCUCAUCCAUCGGCUCCAACAGCGUCCUCCAUCCAGGCUUUGGGUUAUGAUCUGCCUUGGCACCUCGUGGCAUUGUUCUGCCGAGUACACUCCUUGCCGCGGUCACUCACUCUUCUUCACGAACUUGCACGGAACAAUGACUGGGUUAUGUUCUUGUAUGAGAGCGACUUGCAGCAGUGCCCUGCAGAGACGGUGCUUGACAUUGUUGGCGGCUAUUUCACCGAAGUGCCUCUGCAGAACCAUCUGCAAAUUCUUGCCAACUCGAUUGCUGCACAAGAGCAGGGACAGCAAGAGCAGCAAGAGCAGCAAGGGCAGCAAGGGCAGCAAGGACAGGGAAGACGUGAAGAGAGAGGCCGGAGUGGCAAAGUGGACGACUCGAGUGUGCCGGCCGAUGCCAUCAGCUUCUUGGAAAGAAGCCGCUCGCUCCGCUCAACCGGCAGCUCCAUGAGUUUAGGACUAUUAGGCCAUGCGCUCCUCCACAGAAAGGCAAGGCUCGCGGUUGUGGCUUCGGCCUUCAGUGACGUGACCUACCUUCAAUGCAUGGCAGUGUGGCUCACCGUGAAUGCAGAACGACUUCGGGAUAAUCAGGUGCCAGAUGCUGUUGUUGCCCCCUUGCCAUCACCAGCGGCAAGUCCGGGCGAGGUAGCCGCGCAGAUUGCAAGCCUCUGUCGACAGCGUCAUGCGUUCUCCUUGGUUCUUCGAGCCCUCAAGAUCUUUGAUCCGGAGAAUCCGCUCAUCGAUUUUGUUUGCUUUCAUCGAGCGUUUGUGCAGUGCCGCUUCAAGAGCUGCCGCGAGCAUUUGCGUCGCUUCGUCGGGCGGAACAUCGCGCGCACUGGACUUCUCGUCACCAGAAUGCAAUGGCAGGACAUGGUAGGGGAGUCUGCAGAAUACAACGGCCGCAAACACUACACAAAGCGGAAGCUGGUGGUUGUGUGUACUGAGGUACCUUCUGGAUGGUUUUCCCAGGUCUCGCAUGAUGUUGUUAUCAGUGCCGACCACCCAGUUUCGGUAAUUGUCUCGGCCUUUGUCAGUAGGCUGGCCGACAAAGGUGGCAGAGGCUUUUGCAGGCUUGAUGAAGCUGGCUUUUCUCCGCGCUUCUCGCUGCUCUUCAGCGCCUACAGGCGAAAAGUUGAGACCGGUUUGGAUGUUGACUUCCGGGUGCCGAGUACAGAAUUGCUGCAGCUACUGAUAUCGAAGAAGAUGUUCUCCGAAGCCAGAGAAUGGGCCAAGCAGAGUGGUGUGGCUGGGGACACCGUCGUUUUCGAGGAAGUGACAGGUAUGAUUGUCGAGUUCCGGCAGGGAGCCUGGUGGAAUGUGCUGGCAGAGAGAAUUCAACUCUGGCACAAAUGCUUCAGUGCCUUCAUGCGUCAAAGCCCUCCGGUGGGAUCAGCGAACUUUUUCUUGGAUAUCACUGCCAAGCUGGAGCCGGAUCUCUUCGCACGGGAGCAGUUGGUCCUUCUCUCCAUUGCCCGGGAGCUUCUCUUGAUUCAACACAGCACAGCACAGGUCACAUCCUCGCACGAAGAUCAUCUCGAGCAGCUGAAGGUGAGCCUGCUUCUCAUUCUGACGGGCACGGCGCCGGAUUUGACGCCGGACUUGGAACUGUGCCCUCUGGACUGCCUCGGUGCUGCUCAUGUCAAGUCACUGCGAGUGGUCUUCGCUCACAGCUCUGGCUUACUGCAUGCCGGUAGAAGGAGCGACGCAAGUCAAGUUGCAUAUUAA